UCUCUCUUCAGCCUUCUUGAUAUUUCAUAUAAGAGCACAUAAGAGCAUUGGAACACAUUCGAAGCAAUUGCAAGAGCAUAAUGACACAAUUCGGUGCUUACUGUCGGGGCACUUCGUCGCCGUCGACCGCAUUAGUCAUCGAUUGUUGAUUAUGUCAUGUGCUCGUCCGGUGCAGUAUAAUGCGCGAGAAUAAGUGUCAUUGAGUAAAAGGAGAAGAAAGCUUGGCGCGUCCCAAGCACAGAGUGAACGCAGAAGUGUGUGCUGACUGCGGAGCACUCGAACCAGGAUGGGCAUCGAUAAACAGAGCUAUUUUACUAUGUGACGAUUGUUGUGGAAUUCAUCGUAGUCUAGGUCGGCAUGUGUCGCAUAUUAAGUCACUGCAUAAGGGUGUUUGGAAUGCUCAUUUAUUGAAUAUGGUGCAUACAUUGAAUGAUGGAGCUAACAGUAUUUGGGAACAUUCUUUGUUAGAUCCCAGCAACUCAAAGAUCAGCAGAAGAAAACCACAGGCUAAGGAUCCUUUACAUCCUAUAAAAGCAGAUUUUAUUAAGGCAAAGCAUCAACUCUUAGCCUUCAUAUUACGGCCGAGUAAAGAAGAAUGUUGUACUGAAGAGGAACUCAACAGACAGUUGCACAGUAGCGUUCGUACAAGCAACUUGGAAACUUCGUUGAGGUUAUUGGCUCAGGGAGCUAACCCCAAUUAUUUUUAUAAGGAGAAAGGAACUACACCCUUGCACGUUGCAGCUCGUGCUGGGCAAGCUCUUCAAGUUGAACUUUUAGUAGCUAAUGGUGCAAAUCCAAAUGUAAUUGAUACGAACGGACAGACAGCUGCUGAUAUUGCCAAAAUGGCGGGACAUAUAGAUUUAUCCGAACGCAUAAUUGAAUGUAUGUAUGAAGUAACAGAUAGAUUGACACAUCACAUAUCUUCUCGUAAGUUGAGUCACCGAGGUGACGAACAUCUCAUCAUUUCCGAUUUGGCCUCCAAUUUAGACAAGAACGAUAUAACUCUAGAAGGAAAAAAUAGAUUACAAAUGUUACCAAAUCAUUUGUUGGAAGAAUUAGCUAUGGACGUUUACGAUGAGGUAGAUCGCCGAGAAAUAGAAACAAUCUGGUUUUCAACUGCAACCCUUCCGGAGAAGUGUACCGUUCCGUUUUUGCCGGUUAAUCCGCAGUUGUCAUCCACCAGAAACCAAGGAAGGCAGAAAUUGGCAAGAUUUAUGCCAAAAGAAUUCACCACCCUCAUCGUAGAUUUAUUGGUUGAAGCGAGUCGAAGACAUAUGCUCGCCACUAACACACUUCAAAAUCCCGCGGUAUCUCUGCUUCGCAAAGAGCAACUUGGUAAGCACGGAUCGCAAGUAUCUGACGACGAACCUUUAUACGAUAGUGUCGCGUCCGACGAUGAUUACGCUGCGCUAACGUCGACGGAUAACACUUCAUCUGACGUUUCAAAUCAGCUUAAAAUUAGUAAUGAGGAGGCGUUUGCGCCAAUGGCUAAGGGUCUUCCAUCCAUGGUAGAAGUUCUAAAGAAACAAUUGACCCUGUCUGAAUCCACCGUACAAGAUCUUCGCGAGCAAAUACACACCUUACAAACCGCUGUUGAGCAACUCACUCAAGAAAACAGCGAACUGAAACAUAUGCUACAAGUUAAAGGUCCCGGCGAUGGCAACAUGAACGGGCACGUCGGCGGGGAACAGGAACCUGAAUUGGAACCAGUACAUGAUAUCAAAACUAUACGUGGAAAUCAACGACCGGCAUCUAUGUAUGAGACAAGAGAAGGCUUACGAAAACCGGCAUCGUGGUCAACAACCAUUUGUCAAACAAAGCGCGAUACAGAAGCAUUAUCGCGGAAUAAUACACAAAGCCUGUGGGAAUGCGGCGCUCCUAAUCUGCCGCCGAGUGAAGAGGUGACUCGGCGAACGGAACAAGUUACCAGACGAAUUGCAGAACUAUGGAUGGCUAUGCAAGAUCCUAGUCAACGAGAAGCCUUCGUCCCUUGUGCCGAGAGGAUACGCGUUGCUGUUGCUGAGCUAACUGCUAUAUUUCCUCAAAAUCCAAUAGAGGAGAAUAUCAGAUCUGCCUUACGUCAAUUAAACGGCAACACCGGAAGACUUCAAGCAGAAUGUUCUGGUCUUCAAAGGUGCACCAGUGAUGCCGAGCACAUGGAUCGUUGCCUGCAACAAGUACGUUCUUGCGCCUACGAUAUUGCCAAAGCAACCAAACUACUUGUUACACAGUUUCAAAUGUAAAUUCUUUUUAUGUCACGGGGGAGGUAUUGCAGUCCAAUUAUUUCUGUACAUUUUGGAAAAUGUAAAUACUUUUGUAUAGCGUAUCAAAUCUAUUAGGAAAUGUUGCCUUUUAAAUUUUAAUUAUAUUUGCAACGCUAUUCAUCUUACAA
Molecule: messenger RNA, 2392 nt
Organism: Linepithema humile (Argentine ant)
Lineage: Eukaryota; Metazoa; Arthropoda; Insecta; Hymenoptera; Formicidae
Gene: Git
Product: ARF GTPase-activating protein GIT1
Biological process (GO): regulation of G protein-coupled receptor signaling pathway; synaptic vesicle recycling; regulation of ARF protein signal transduction
Cellular component (GO): synapse
Molecular function (GO): GTPase activator activity; small GTPase binding
Source: RefSeq, a predicted model, not a curated record